Messenger RNA from Exserohilum turcica Et28A, 2163 nucleotides. RefSeq lists its product as uncharacterized. Gene Ontology annotation, cellular component: plasma membrane. Gene Ontology annotation, molecular function: calcium-activated cation channel activity. NCBI's taxonomy places the organism in Eukaryota, Fungi, Ascomycota, Dothideomycetes, Pleosporales, Pleosporaceae. Bases 1 to 2163 code for a protein of 720 amino acids. The record is from RefSeq and is a predicted model, not a curated record. The transcript has 3 exons.
AUGGACGACACAUUUGAGAGAUCAUUUUCAAAAGCUAAGCAACUCUAUGGUGCCUCUUUAAGCUCAUUCAUAGCUUCCAUCUCCCUCUCUGUAAUCAUGUUCCUACUAGAAGUCAUCCUGUUCCUCACAAUCCGCACACGCUUCCCCGAUAUCUAUAACAACGCUCCUUCAUAUACAAGGAACACUAUUACAAGCUGGAAAGAACACAUCACAACCGAUAUUCUCCGAUUUGACUGCGAAAUUAAGCACUUCGAUAGAUACUUCUUCCGCCGGUACCUGCGGUCUCUGCUUCUAAUAUUCAUUCCGGCUUCAAUUCUUAUCACGCCUAUUCUUGUUUCGCUAAAUUACACCAAUGGAAAGAAUGCUGAAAGCGGAGUUAGUGGGCUCGAUACACUAGGAUGGUCAAAUGUUGGCCUUGAUCAAGCUGACCGUUACUGGGUUCAUCUCGUACUAAGUUUACUAUUUACGGCAUAUGUCUGCUGGAUUAUCUGGAACGAGCUUGCCUUUUACGUUGCAGCUCGACAACGCUCGCCAAAUAUCACAUUACGCACAGUGCUGAUCGACUCUAUACCAGAAAACUGGAUGUCCGAAAAGACUCUUGCAUCUCAGCUGCAGGUCUUUCCUGCAGAUAUCACUACAAUCUAUUUCAAUCGUGACUAUAGCGCGAUCUCCAAGCUAGCAGCUAAGCGGAAACGCUUGGCUGAAGCCCUCGAGACGGCAGAGACCGCUAAUAUGAGGAAGGCCUGUAGAGCUGGUGUAGAGAAGAGAUCUAAGUGGUCAAGUUUUCCCAAAGUGAGCAGGCGCAUGUGCUACCAACUGCGGAAUGUCAUGAAUAUCCUUACCUGGCUGGGACACGAAAAGGUCGACACUACAAUGUUCUAUCGGGAAGAACUUCGUAAAACCGGUGAGAAGAUGCAGGCCUAUCGUACAAAAAGAGACGAGUUUCCGUUGUUGCGGUCAGCAUUCAUUACGUUUUCCAGUCCGAUUGCGGCCCAGAUCGUAUGUCAAACGGUAAUCCACACAAACUCGGGUUACAUGACCCCUCGAACAUUACCUUUAUCAGUUGAUGAUGUGAUAUGGAGCAAUAUCAACAUCAGUUGGAGUAACAGGACUGUACGCACUGUACUUUCAAAUGUGCUUAUUGGAGUAACCGCAACUGCCUGCGUUGUGCCAGUAGCUCUGGCAGGGCUCCUCUCCCAGAUCAUCUACAUGAGCCAGGCUGUGUCAUGGCUGGGCUGGAUCAGCGAACUCCCAGAAUCCCUAUUAGGCCUGUUACAAGGUGUGCUACCACCCAUCCUGGUGGCCAUACUAAUGAAAACAUUUGUUACCGUACUAGACUACCUUGUUCGAAAACAGGGUAUCCCAAUCAGAAGCCACGUUGACUUAAAGAUCCAAGAUUAUUACUUCUAUUUCCUUUUUAUUCAGGUCACGCUUGUGGUAUCGUUAUCUGCGGGACUGACUGCUAUUGCAAACGAAAUAGCUGGUGGAGCUCCGCUACCUGCAACCUUGGCUAAAAACCUGCCAAAAGCCAGCAACUACUUCAUUUCGUAUAUCGUUUUGCAGGGGCUAUCGAUCAGCGCCAACUCUUUGUUAAGGGUAGAUCGUUUAUUUGGGAAAUUAUUUCUUAGCCCAAUUUUGGACAAGUCAGUCACACAGAUGAUGAUACGGAGAAAGGGUGAAGAAAUCCAAUGGGGUACCUUCGUACCCACCUUCACAAAUCUUUCCUGCAUUGGUAGGCGCCUCUUCUAUCCCAAAGCAUUGAAGCAUCUGCUAGUAGGUUUGUACCUUAUGCAAGCCUGUCUGUUAGCACUAUUCCUUCUCGUACGUGACUCGCAAGGCAACGCUCGGUGCAUCGGGCAAGCAUGCGUUAUGUUGUUUACCACAGGACUAAUUGUAGUAUACCAUCGCUUGCUUCGCAGAGCAUUUGACCCGUUGCUAACCUUUUUCCCUACCGCGCUAGAGAUUCCUUCAGCUGAGGAUACAGCACCGUCUGUACCGUUCCUCCACAAGGCUCUAACGUCAGCGCCAAUAAUUCGUAUCCCUAGUGAUAAUUGUGGAAUCAGCUCUACCCGAGUAUCGCAACUGAGGGAGGAACUAAAGGAUGUGACCAUAACUGAUACAGACGCAACUAUCACAAAAUCGGGUAAGAUGUGUCUCAGAUAG